AUGCAUGUCCGCGUCCGUCUCCAUCCCGACACCCUGUGUCCAAUGCUUACUAUGGUCAUCGGUCCUUUCGGCUACGAGGAUUGGAAUCCAGCUUUAGAAAAGAUCUGGCGAGAACAGCAAGCAAAAAUUCUCGACGAAACCCUCUCGAGGUCACUUUUUAUCAUGAGAGUUAAGGAUGCAGCUCUCCCCCGUGUCAUCGUCGAAUGGCCCGACCGCGGCUACCGUUAUGCUUUAUACGUAGAUAAUGGAAUUGCACAGUGGGUUUGGAUUAGCGACCAUCCUGGGAACCCUCCUGGAAUUCAACUUCACUCACACCACUUCACUGGCGGGGGACAGCUCGCGCCUAUCACCGACAAGACUUUACGAAUGAUCGAAGCAUUUGCGGCAAUAAAUGCUCCUCCUCUGGGUUGUCAUUACUUCCCCUGCCAAAACCAUGGGCACUGCGUAGUCAAUUUGUGGUUGAAAUUUAACAUUCACUCUGACUCGUCAGAGGCGAGAGAAUAUACGUCUUUGAAGGUAUGCGAUAAUGCGACUAUCAAAGACGUGUUCAGGAAGAUUUGUGGGGUCAAGGCGGCGGCUGAGAGAUUCUGUUUGAUGCCUAUCAAUUGGGUUGACGGGGUCCUCGUAAAGGGAAGCCCAGUUUCGUAUCAAAACGCCAUUGAUAAUGGGAUCAUAGUCAACGAUUUGGGAUGGGGCGAGGAGGUGUGGUUAUGGCCGUGUGCACCAAAGGACGAGCUCACGUCCUAUGACGGAUUUUGGCAAUUCGAAGAUCUAUUGGGGUUCCCGUUUUAUCCAGAGGUUCUUGAAAGGAGCGAAAAAACCGAUGACAGCGGGUACAGCAGCGACGAAUGGUGCAUGAUCAAAAUUGGCGAAGUUCCUAUGAACAAUGGCACCAUCACCUAG
Molecule: messenger RNA, 903 nt
Organism: Morchella importuna
Lineage: Eukaryota; Fungi; Ascomycota; Pezizomycetes; Pezizales; Morchellaceae
Exons: 1
Coding region: 1-903 (300 amino acids)
Source: RefSeq, a predicted model, not a curated record